Messenger RNA from Aureobasidium melanogenum CBS 110374, 1758 nucleotides. RefSeq lists its product as uncharacterized. The transcript has 3 exons. The coding region runs from base 1 to 1758 and encodes 585 amino acids. Lineage: Eukaryota; Fungi; Ascomycota; Dothideomycetes; Dothideales; Saccotheciaceae. The record is from RefSeq and is a predicted model, not a curated record.
AUGUGGAUUCACGUUGACUGUUACUGCCGUCUCUGCGCUGGCCGCAACGUUCCUUCUGAUUCGCCUGUCAGUCCUCUUUCCCCUUCUUUCCACCACCGUAUCGGCUUUGACACUCCACCUAGCCCUCUGUCGCCGGCUUUGUCUUUCACAUCAACUAGCCUUCCCCUUCCAAGUCCAAUUUCCCCUUUGCUGAUUGCUGCUGAAGACUGGUCCUUGAGUCCUGUCUCGCCCUUUGCCCUUGAGCCUUUCAGCCCGUCGAGCGAAGACAGCACAUCAACCGCUUCGCCCGCUCUCUCAAUCGCUGAGUUGACACCCAGAGACUUUCCUUCUCCAGCCAGUCCUCUGACCACUGAUUUUGUCUGGGACCUCUGUAUAAUUCCCUCCAUCCCUGCCAAGUUUUCCGUCUUUGCACCGAUUUGGCACAAUGACACCUCUUUCCCCUUCAACGCCCCUGCUACCGAGAUUGAUGAUGAAGCAAUCAGCCCUACCACCCUUCCUGAUGGUACCAAAGCCGUUCGCUCAUCUCCCGCUCUCCCUCCAAGACCUAUCACACGUCGCCCUAAGAGAUCUCCUUUGCUUACCUCCAAGUUCUCUUGGGGUAGUACGCCCACCACUUCUCCUUCUCUGACUUCACCUAAUUUUUUCCGCUUCACUGGACCAACUUACACCUUUGAAACUGUUGCUGAAGAAGUCAAGAGCAGAGCUGGUUCUUUGUCUUUUGCUUCUUCGGACAGUGUGUCCAUUCACACUCUUGGUACUGAGGGAAUGCCCUUGAAGUUCGAGAACAAGCCUUGGUGGGAGAAUAUCCCUGAAGUUUCGCCUUUGCCUUCGCCUACUUUGAGUGUUCACUCUUUUAGCGGGUUUUCUGGUGUUCAUGGCUCUCCUACUGGUUCUGAGUUUGACCUUGUGGCUCUUUCUCCUGAUGAUACUGAUGAGAUUGACGAUAUUGAUAUCAGGAAUGUUUACUGGACGCAUGUUACACCACAGACUGCUACUGAGUAUACAGCCAUCUUUGGCACUUCGGUAUUCGAAGACGAGUUUGCUUGGAUCCGCUACCCAAUCCCUGGUCCCCAUAACCUUCUCCCUUCUCCCUCUUUCUCAGAUGAUGAGACUGCUGGUUAUGAUUGGGACAAGCACAAUCCUACAGCCUUUGACUCUACUGAUCCAUUCAGUGAGGUUGAUGAUGUGUUUGAAUCAUACGCUGACUCUGUCUCUUCUUCGUAUCUUUCGUCUUUUGAAUCUUCUUCUGCGGACUGGAGCUUUGAAGUUGGUGAGUACUCGGGAUUUGAGGGCAGCGUUGGUGUCGCGCAGACUGCUGAAGUUGCCAGAGCGAGGUAUAUCUCCUCGUUCCUCAGUCGCUCUGCUGUUGCUGGUGUCAAAGAGAUUUGUGCUGAGGACAGACAGAUUGCCUCGCUUGAUUUGAUUGUUGCAAGUAUCUCUGCAGCUCCCUUGACUUAUCCAAAUGCCUUGAACAGCAACACCCAUCCCCGCUGGGAAAGCAAGACCCUCGUGAUUCCAGACGGAGUAGUAAGAGGACCAUACCACAACAAAAGAGGACUGCAAAAAAGCGACACGGGAAAAGAAAUUGAAGGAUGGCUUAAAGAAGCGCUGAGGGAGGAUCCCGAUUUGCAGUUGGCGCCUAUGUAUCAGAGUGACAGGGAGUUGGUUGAGUACAUCGAAACGUUGAGGGAGGAGGUUGCUGCAGAGAAGAAAAUGGAAGGUUUUAGGGAAGGAGAGGAGCAGAAGGUUGUUGUAUAG